This is a messenger RNA of Spinacia oleracea (spinach), 489 nucleotides long. RefSeq lists its product as uncharacterized. The transcript has a single exon. The coding region runs from base 1 to 489 and encodes 162 amino acids. NCBI's taxonomy places the organism in Eukaryota, Viridiplantae, Streptophyta, Magnoliopsida, Caryophyllales, Amaranthaceae. The record is from RefSeq and is a predicted model, not a curated record.
AUGAAUGUCUUGGUAGUCCCUGAGGAGUUGUGUCGAGAUAUGCAAAGACUCAACCUGGAAAUAGUAAACCCCGGGGAGAUCAAGGCAAGACUGAGUGCGUUAUCAUUGGGGUUGUCCAUAUUCAACGAGAUCAAGGAGGGUCAAGCUGGGGAUGAAGAUCUAGAGAAGAUCAAGGAAAAGAUGGGGCAAGGAAAGGAAUUUGAUUUCAAGAUUCAUGAUUAUGGUAGUUUGAGGUUCAAGGGGAGGUGGUGUGUACCACAAAAAUGUGAAGAGCUUAAGAGACAUCUUAUGGAUGAAGGGCAUAAUACCCCAUAUUAUGUGCACUCUCGGGGUGACAAGCUGUACAAGGACCUUAAGCAGAUCAACUGGUGGCCAAAUAUGAAGCGUGAAGUUGCCGAGUUUAUGUCUAAAUGCCUAACUUGUCAAAAAGUCAAGAUAGAUCACAAGAGACCCAUGGGAAAAGUUCAACCUUUAGACGUUCCUAGAUGA